AUGCCGGAUGACCUGCUGGUCGCGAAAGAUCUCCUGAAGGAAAGGAAGCUCCAGUUAUACGUCGCACUGCGAGACGGACGUGACCUCUCCGUGCAGCCAAUGGCACGCGAUUGGAUCAGGGAACCGCGGAGCAUGGACUGGAUGCACCUGGUGGAGGCUCCAGUGAGCGAAUUUGGUGUUUGGAAGGGAAGUUUGUGA
Penicillium brevicompactum is the source of this 198-nucleotide messenger RNA. RefSeq lists its product as uncharacterized. The transcript has a single exon. NCBI's taxonomy places the organism in Eukaryota, Fungi, Ascomycota, Eurotiomycetes, Eurotiales, Aspergillaceae. The record is from RefSeq and is a predicted model, not a curated record. The coding region runs from base 1 to 198 and encodes 65 amino acids.